UAUGUAACCGUCGCGGGAAGUAAACGUGCGAUAAAUAAUGUGUAAUUUCGUAUUUUGUUUUACCAGUGAUUAGCCUGGAAUGGAAUCUGUGGUCUUUUAAUUGCAUCUGUGAACUUUGUAGAAUAUUUUUUGUGAUUUAUUAUAAAAAUGGCAGAUGAAAAGUAAAAGCGAUGCCACGCCCUUCAUUAAAAAUGGAGUCAAAGCAACAAUUACGAAAACGCCAGAAAAGCCUCCGAAGGAGAAACCAGGAAAAGAAGGAAGAGGGAAGGCUUUUAAGCAAAUAGUCGCGGCUUUGAUUGUGAACUUGGGGACUAUUAAUACUGGUAUGGCAUUCGGAUUUUCCGCGACGGCGCUGCCGCAGCUGAAGAGUGGUAAUUCAACUCUGACGAUUACUGAAAAUGAGGCCAGUUGGAUUGCUAGUUUAAGUGCAGUGGGUACACCAAUAGGCUGUAUUCUAAGUGGUUACUUGAUGGACAACAUAGGCAGGCGACGGACCCUCAUAGUCACUGAAGUGCCUCUCAUAAUAGGAUGGAUCUUGAUAUCCUUUGCUCAGAAUGUUAUAAUGAUUUAUAUUGGUCGGUUGUUGGUGGGUUUGGGGUCUGGUAUGGUGGGUGCCCCAGCCAGGGUGUACACAUGCGAGGUAUCCCAGCCUCAUUUGAGAGGAAUGUUGGGAGCCAUGGCGUCUGUCGGUGUUUCUACUGGUGUAUUGAUACAGUACAUAAUCGGCAGUGCAACAUCAUGGAACAUCUUAGCUGGUGUGAGUACUAUAGUACCUAUAAUAUCACUCCUGGGUAUGUUUGUCCUUCCUGAGACACCGAACUACCUUCUAAAUCAAGAUAAGACGGAAAAGGCUGAGAAGUCCCUUUCGAAACUCCGAGGGUCCACGUGCAACCUGAAUGAUGAAAUACAGAAAAUGAUUUCCUUUAAAGAGAAGAAUCACGUUGAACCGUUGAAGUCAACUCGAGAAAUAGUAAAGGCUUUACUCGCGCCAUCGACUCUGAAGCCGUUUGGGAUAUUGGCGUUGUACUUCUUCAUUUACCAGUGGUGUGGUGUUAAUACCAUCACUUUCUAUGCCGUUGAAGUCUUUGAGGCAUCCGGAGCGACGUUGGACAAGUAUUCCUUAACUAUAUCGAUGGGAGUGCUUCGAGUAAUCUUCACCGUCGUAGGAUGUAUAUUGUGUAGACGCUGCGGAAGGCGACCUCUUACAUUUGUAUCGUCUCUGGGAUGCGGUACUGCAAUGGUAGUACUAUCAGUGUACCUGUAUUACGUGCAGUACUGGAAGGAGAAUAAUCUACCACCACAAUAUUCGUGGAUCCCAGUAGCCAGUAUAUACCUUUUCAUGAUAUUCUGUACCCUGGGAUUCCUCAUCGUACCCUGGAUCAUGAUUGGCGAGGUCUACCCUACGCAGGUUCGUGGCAUAGUCGGUGGUAUGACGACAUGUGUGGCUCACAUGUCAAUAUUCACUGUGGUCAAAACAUUCCCUCUACUUAAGCACUCGCUCAACGACUAUGGGACUUUCGGCCUGUAUGGAGCUUUAUCACUUGCUGGCACCGCGUUCUUCUAUGUAUUUUUGCCAGAGACAAAAGGCAAAACACUGCAAGAAAUUGAGGAUUACUUCUCUGGAAGAAUUAAGUCGUUAUCUGGAAAAAACACACAGACUGAAAUUGCGUAGUUGGAUAGCGAUGUACAGAAUUUGUAAGACAACGAGUGAGUUAUAAUUAAACGUUUGUAUGAUAUUUUACAGCGCCAUCUAGUGGGCACAUUUGGAAGUAUUUAUUGUGGUAGGAUAGUUCUAAUUAAUGGUUAAAUUGCCGAUGCCAUUUCAUAAAUAUAUUUCGCAAAGAUUUAGUCUCAAUCUCGUCUUAGUGCUGCCAAAUGUGCCAAACGUCAUUUAGAAAAGACGGUUUUGAGAGCUCUGGAAAUAAUUUUUAAUUUGAAAUUUAAUUUUGAUUGACAUUCUAGCACACGGACCAUUUCUAAAUAUUGAACAUGCCAUGCGUGUCUGCUCCAUGUUCCAAAAGAGUACUUGGGAACAUCAAUUAUGCAUUACAUUGUAAUUUGAUAAAUACUUGGUCAAGUUUUAAAAUAUAAAAUAGAUGUUUUCAUAUGUUAAUAUAAUAUAAUUAUGUGCCUUAAUAAUACAUGAUAUAUUAAAUUUAAUGCUUUUAAUAAUUUAAAUUAUUUAUUCUGAAAUUAAUGCAUGUGCGAUUUCUACAAAACUGUGAUAAAAUUACAUAAUUUUACCUAUUUAAUAUAUCAUAGCCUAGUGCCAAUUACAGAAAAUAGGCGCAUAUAGCACACCACGGAAAAUACGUCAAAGCUACAUAACAAUUUAUCCCUCACUUUUAAUUUAGGCCGGCAACGCACUCGCGAGUCCUCUGUCAUUGAGAGUGUCAUGGGCGGCGGUAUCACUUAACAUCAGAUGAGCCUCCUGCCCGUUUGCCCCCUGUUCUAUAAAAAAAACGAUAAUUCAUUGUUAACGUAAUUUUCUUUGACCUGAUGCUUUUAAUUUCCGCGAAGUGCGACUUAAUACUAGCCAUUAAAGAAAUGAAUGGAUUUUUAAUAAUUGUAUUUUCUUAGGUGUAAUAUAUGUAUGACACGGACACGUGAAGAACUAUUAAUCAAUAUUAGAAUGUUUGAACAAGUCUUGUCCUUUUCUAUCUAGUUGGGUUUACCCUGUGUUUAAAAGUGAUGGAUGACUUAUACAAAAUGUAGUAAUAUUAUGAAAUUAUGAAUGUGCCUUAUUCAAAAUACAACCAGGAUAAUACGGCCUUUUAAAUAACGAAUUGAAUUUUUUUACAAAAUCGCCAGUAGAGUUAUCGAUAUUAUUUAGUAUUAUUUAAUGCGUAUAAAUUUUCUUUUGAAAACAAAAACGAUAAAAUUACGAUAGAGAUUCAUUACAGAUUUUCUAAGACAAAAUAACUCCAAAAUACAAACACAAUAAUUUUAGGUGUCAAAAAUGGCCAACAGCUUUAAGUUCUCACCAGUAACACUGAUUUUCAGUUGACCCAUACUAUCUUGGGAGCUAUAUAUACAGAACAAAACAAUUAUUUUUGCAAUUAACAUAUAUUUUUAUAAAAAACAACACAAAUGUGGGUUAACACAUAUAACUAAAUUCUCAACACAGACCACAGACAUUCCAAAAAAUAAGUUCUUCAUUAUUUUGAAAGACGUAAUUCCUUGGAUGACGCGUAUUGUUUUAUUUUACACUGCGAUUACAUGCGAUUAUAAAAAAAGUGCUACUUAUUAACAACUAAUUAAUUAUAUUCCGAAGUAAUAGUGAACACAACAGAAAUAUUUUUACAAUUUCAGUUGCGCAAAUUACUUGUAAGCUUAUAAACCAUUUUUGGCAAUUUGUUUUCGUUUUCUGAAGCGGUUUAUUUGCGUAUUAUGUUGGUAGGUUAGUGCCCUUAGCAAAUGUCAUUGUAGAUAUUGCAGUUUGUAAAUAUUUUAUUAAUGUAGUUUUAAAUGUUUUUUUGCAUUUUACAAACCUUUGGUCAGUAUUAAUAUUUUCUCUUUUUAAUUUUUUUUUAUAAAUGUCACGUUUUAAGCACCAAUUAAUAAAAAAAACUAUUGUUUAUUGUUUUACUUAGUUGUCAAUAUGUACUUCAAUGCUAUUAUGAGACUAGCGCUAAGUCGGACUCCCGAACGUCAAUGUUUUAAAUUUUUACAUUCGCGAAUCAUGGUUCGCGGUAAGUUUCAAAUUCAGUCCUAAGUCUCAGUACAUAAAGUGUUGUAGUAUGGUUUAUAAUUCCGCACUUUUAAUUAUGAAAACCACUUAUAAAUGUGAUCUAAUUAGUAAUGGAGGAUAAAUGUGUAUAUUAAUUGUAAGUAAAUUGGUUACCUGCAAAACUUUUCAUGAAAAUGUAAUGUAAUAUAAUUUGUUCAACUCGAACUACGAACAAAAUAUAAAUUUGUUCUGGCUGGUUGUAGAUUAGAUUUUAUUACUAAUGAACAAUAUAUUUUAAGCUUGUAAAAUAUCUUGAAUAAUUUGUUACUGUAUACAGUUAUAAUGAUUGUAAUAAAUUUGUAAAAAUGCCGUACGCAUUUAUUUUGUCAGCCAUGUAUAUAGAUUAUUAAUGUAUAGCAUUUGUAAUUUUUAAUCUAGUACAUAUAAAUGAAUUGCGAUUGUUGAAUGGAAUUAAAUAUUAAAUAUUG
Molecule: messenger RNA, 4158 nt
Organism: Pieris rapae (cabbage white)
Lineage: Eukaryota; Metazoa; Arthropoda; Insecta; Lepidoptera; Pieridae
Gene: ST5
Product: facilitated trehalose transporter Tret1
Exons: 10
Coding region: 155-1672 (505 amino acids)
Biological process (GO): transmembrane transport; carbohydrate transport
Cellular component (GO): membrane
Molecular function (GO): sugar transmembrane transporter activity
Source: RefSeq, a predicted model, not a curated record